[Torrubiella] hemipterigena is the source of this 417-nucleotide messenger RNA. The record is from the annotation of a GenBank genome assembly. Lineage: Eukaryota; Fungi; Ascomycota; Sordariomycetes; Hypocreales; Clavicipitaceae.
AUGUCGGACGGUGCUUGUCCCAUUUACGCACCCUUCUUUAGUGGCAUGGGUUGCACUGCUGCUAUUGUCCUCAGUUGCAUGGGCGCUUCGUAUGGCACGGCCAAAUCAGGCAUCGGCAUUAUAUCCACGGGUAUCCUGCAUCCAGAGCACACCGUAAAGAAUCUUGUUCCGGUUGUCAUGUCUAGCGUCAUCGCCAUCUUCGGCCUCAUUGUUGGCGUCCUCAUCACAGGCCAGCAUGAGCCUGGGCUUUCCCUCUUCUCGGCACUUACACAGCUAAGCGCAGGCAUAACCAUGGGCCUGUGUGGCCUUGCCUCGGGCUUUUCCAUCGGAAUUAUUGGAGAUUGUGGUGUGCGAGCAAACAGCCAGCAGCCGCGCAUCCUUGUAUGGGCUUGUUAUAGGGUUGGUUAUGAUAUCUAA